GAUGGCCGCCGCGUCUCCGUCGGAUUCCGAUGGCAGCCGAGCUGAGAGCAGGGAGGCCAGUUCGAAAUGGCUGGACGCGCACUACGACCCCGUGGCCAACAUCCACACCUUCUCCGCAUGCCUGGCGCUGGCAGAUUUGCAUGGGGACGGGGAAUACAAGCUGGUGGUGGGGGACCUCGGCCCAGGUGGGCGGCAGCCCCACCUGAAGGUGCUUAAAGGACCGACAGUGCUGACUGAAAGCCCACUCCCUGCACUGCCGGCCGCUGCUGUCACCUUCCUCAUGGAGCAACACGAGCCCCGAACACCAGCUCUGGCCCUUGCUUCAGGCCCUUGUGUCUAUGUGUAUAAGAAUCUCAGGCCCUACUUCAAGUUCACCCUGCCCCAGUUGCCUCCAAACUCCCUGGAACAAGACCUCUGGAACCAGGCCAAGCAGGACCAGAUCGACCACUUGACCCUGAAGGAGAUGCUGGAGGGCAUCCGGGAGAAGGCGGAGGUGCCUCUGUCUGUACAGUCACUCAGGUUUCUGCAGCUGGAGCUGAGCGAAAUGGAGGCAUUUGUGAACCAGCACAAGUCCAAGGCCAUCAAGCGGCAGACAGUCAUCACCACCAUGACCAUCUUAAAGAAGAACCUGGCUGACGAGGAUGCCGUGUCUUGCCUGGUGCUGGGCACCGAGAACAAGGAGCUCCUGGUGCUGGACCCGGAGGCCUUCACCAUUUUGGCCAAGAUGAGCCUACCCGGUGUCCCUGUCUUCCUGGAGGUGUCUGGCCAGUUCGAUGUAGAGUUCCGGCUUGCCGCUGCCUGCCGCAAUGGGAACAUCUAUAUCCUGAGAAGAGACUCCAGGCGCCCCAAGUACUGCAUCGAGCUGAGCGCCCAGCCUGUGGGGCUUGUCCGGGUACACAAGGUCCUGGUGGUGGGCAGCACCGAAGAUAGCCUGCAUGGCUUCACCCACAAGGGUAAGAGGCUGUGGACAGUACCGAUGCCCGCAGCCAUCCUGACCAUGAACCUCCUGGAGCAGCGCUCCCGGGGCCUGCAGGCCGUCAUGGCCGGGCUGGCCAAUGGAGAGGUCCGCAUCUACCACGACAAGGCCCUGCUCAACGUCAUCCGCGCCCCGGAUGCAGUGACCAGCCUUUGCUUUGGCCGCUACGGGCGGGAAGAUAACACCCUCGUCAUGACUACACGAGGCGGUGGCCUGAUGAUCAAGAUCCUGAAGCGUACAGCAGUGUUUGUGGAGGGGGGAGGUGAGGUGGGCCCCCCACCAGCCCAGGCCACGAAACUCAGUGUGCCCCGAAAGACCCGGCUUUACGUGGAUCAGACACUGCGAGAGCGGGAGGCUGGCACCGCCAUGCACCGGACCUUCCAGACCGACCUCUACCUGCUGCGCCUCCGGGCCGCCCGCGCCUACGUGCAGGCCCUUGAGUCCAGCCUGAGCCCCGUGUCUGCAACCGCCCGGGAGCCGCUUAAGCUGCACGCUGUGGUUCAGGGCCUGGGCCCCACCUUUAAGCUCACACUUCACCUGCAGAACACCUCGACAGCCCGACCCAUCCUGGGGCUGCUGGUCUGCUUCCUGUACAACGAGGUGCUCUAUGCUCUGCCCCGGGCCUUCUUCAAGGUCCCCUUGCUGGUGCCAGGGCUUGACUACCCCCUGGAGACCUUUGUGGAGAGUCUCAGUGACAAGGGCAUCUCAGACAUUAUCAAGGUGCUGGUGCUUCGAGAAGGCCAGAGCGCACCCCUGCUGAGUGCCCAUAUCAACAUGCCUGUGAGCGAGGGGCUGGCAGCUGCCUGACCCCUGGGUUGGUGGUAAAGCCUCUGGGGAAUCAGGACCCGGAAGAUCCUGCCCCUUCCACUGAGCUGGGCAGUCUUUGGCCCCAGGCCCACUCCCCGCACAGCAGCGUGCUGGGGCGACAGCUCCUCUCUCCUCUCCUAAGCGCCCCCUUUCUCACCACCCAAACACUGGCUAACCUAUAGCUGUAGGUCAGUGAGUACCCAGGAGGUUCAGCUCCUUCCCCCUCAGGAAAACCCAGGCAUUGGCCCACUGGCCUCCUGCUGCUCCUCCGUCCUCCCCACCUUCUCCAGAAGCCACACCCAGGUCCAGAAGAAGAGCCCUGAAGUGGUGAAGGUGAGACGAGGGGCACAGGCCCCGCCUUCUCCUCCGCUGCUCCCCUUAGGUACGUCACUCAUCCGACUCUGCAGGACCAGGCCACAGUUGGCUGGGGUGGGGCCUGAGACGAUCAGAGGCUUUUCUUGGGUGAGACUGAGCCCCCUGUUGCUCCCUAGGGUUCCAGAGGCUUGGCUGCUGCCAGCUCAGCUUGCAGACAAAACACAUGCUCUGAUCUCCCCUCGUGAGCUGAGCAAGGGGCCCAGGGAAUAGCUGCCUCCCCACAGGGGGCUUUUCUGAAAUCUUGGGCUCAGCCAUGGUCUCGGGCCUCUGAUGCUCCAUGAAGAUUCCCAAGGGAGGGGCUGGUGCAGGAGGGCAUAGGGUGCCCAUGCAGGGAGCUAGUGGCCCCAGCCCCCACCAGGCUCCUGAAGACCACACAGCCGCUGCUCCUGACUUGGAUGCUCCUCCCCAGAAAGAGCAUCACGGAAGAAAGCUAAGCUAGACAGACCAGAGGUGGGGCCCUGGCAGGGUGUUUGGGGACCCUGGGGAGGUGGCACAGGAGGCAGAAGUCCAGAACUGCCAAUCAAGAUGCUCUUCUACUCCCAGAUCAGUCAUGUGAGUGGAAAGUUCACCCGGCAGUAGCCAUGGUGUGAGGGAAUUAGCUGGAAAGGCAUGGACCAGAGGCAUUGAGCAAGCACGAAGACUGAAUGAAGGCACAUGUUUAGACCACAAGGGCCAGAGACCCACAGUGCCUGUCCUCGGUGCCUCCUGGGGCCCCCAACUAGUCUGCCUCACAGCCCUCUGUUGGGCUGCUGCUGCCAGGGCUACCCCGAGCCACUUGUGUGCUGGGAACCCUGCUCCCUGAGGACCUAUGUCUUCCCCUCUCUGACCAGGUGCCGCCUCACGUGUGGCAGACAGCUCAGGCUUGUGGGAAGUAACCAAAUCUUUCUGGGCUUCACUUUGCCCACAUGAGGCUGUUUGACCAGAUUCAGCUCUCACAUCCUGUGAGCGUGGCAGCCCCUCUAGAGGAAAGGAGGAGGCAACUCCAGAAAGGGGAUACUUGACAGGAGUAACUGCAGAGCUUUUGCCCUUGAGACCAAGGGCCUCAAGCUGACUGCUGCUGCCAGGCAACAGCCUCUGUGCCCAAGACACAGUGAGGGACUGGGGGGACACUGCUCACAGCCCACCGUCUAUCCCUCCCAAGGAAUGCAUUCUGGGACCAGGAUAAGAGAAGCAUGGAGCCUGGACCAGAGAAGGAGCCCAUCCCCCUCCUCUCUGCAUGGUCCCGCCACUCGCAGACAUAGACCAACGGGGUCAGGAUGGUGAAGGGUUCCUAGAUCAAGCCCACUGAGGCACAGUUGGAACAAGCAGGAGGUUCAACCUGGAAAUGGAAAGACAGGUAGAGGGAGCAUCGCUGUCAGAGUGAUUUCAGCUUAACCUGAAGAGCUUUCUCAGCUUGUCAGAGAUGGAAGGGCCUGCCUGCCCUAGGAGGUAAUGAGCCCCUUGUCACUGGAGCGGGGUCGCUGGGGCUGGGCUAUCACUUUGCAGGGUUGCGUGUUGGGCCAGAUGACCUUACAGUCCCUUUCACCCUAGUCAAGUGAUGAACUGUGUGAACUCGGAACAAAAAAGUCUGAUCUGGGUUCUAUUCAUAGCUAUUCGUGAUGAUACAAGUGGAGAAACUUCUAUACCCAGCACCUAACGUGACUUUAUAUGAUGUAGUGCCAUGUACCUGUUAUUAAAAAAUGUAUGAACUGCA
Messenger RNA from Diceros bicornis minor, 3851 nucleotides. RefSeq names its product Bardet-Biedl syndrome 1 (gene BBS1). Gene Ontology annotation, biological process: protein localization to cilium; non-motile cilium assembly. Lineage: Eukaryota; Metazoa; Chordata; Mammalia; Perissodactyla; Rhinocerotidae. Gene Ontology annotation, cellular component: centrosome; BBSome; axoneme. The transcript has 17 exons. Bases 2 to 1783 code for a protein of 593 amino acids. Gene Ontology annotation, molecular function: patched binding; smoothened binding. The record is from RefSeq and is a predicted model, not a curated record.